Messenger RNA from Cuculus canorus (common cuckoo), 626 nucleotides. It is a transcript of the gene HCRT, whose product is annotated as hypocretin neuropeptide precursor. The annotation marks the transcript as partial. The transcript has a single exon. Gene Ontology annotation, biological process: feeding behavior; neuropeptide signaling pathway. The record is from RefSeq and is a predicted model, not a curated record. NCBI's taxonomy places the organism in Eukaryota, Metazoa, Chordata, Aves, Cuculiformes, Cuculidae.
UGCCUGUUGCUCCAGCAGCUCCAGCGAGCUGCUUGCCUCUUGCUCCUGCUCCUGCUCUGCUCCCUGGCUGCUGCCCGGCAGAGUCUGCCCGAGUGCUGCCGGCAGAAGACCUGUUCCUGUCACAUCUAUGACCUCCUGCACGGCGUGGGCAACCACGCCGCCGGCAUCCUAACGUUGGGCAAGAGGAAGAGCAUCCCACCAGCCUUCCAGAGCCGGCUCUACCGCUUGCUGCACAGCUCCGGCAACCACGCCGCUGGCAUCCUCACCAUGGGCAAGCGCGGGGAGCACCCUGGCUCUGCCUGCCACGAUGCAUCCGGCUGCCAUGCAGGCACGGAUGCUCAGCUGACGCCAGCCCUGCAGGGCACUGAUCCCAGCCCUGCCAGCCCCAGCGAGUGCCAGGGACACUCGGGGAAGGAUGUGACCAAGAGCCAGGCCCAGGGAGGUGCGAAGAGCUUUUACUGAGUGAAGUGGGGGCAAUGGGUGCAGGAAGGGGAUCCCUGGGGAGGGGAUCCCAGGGAUGAGUAUCCAGAGUUUGGUGUAAAUAGCACUUUUACAUACCUCCUCCUGGCCCUGGCCGAGCCUGCUCAGGGCACCGCAGGCACCGCUGGCCUUUUACAAUAAAUGGU